GCGUUGUGGCGUUGCGGACAUCAAAAUAACUGUUGCGAUUAUAUUGACGGUGGUCGCUGUUUUUGAAAUUAUGGACGAGAGUUCACUGCAAGGAGUUAUCGAAUCUUUCAAGUACUUGAGGUUCAAAGAAGCGGGUCGCCUCUUGGAUGUACAAGAGGCCCCGAGCGACGCCUUGCACCACUUGGUGUGGAAACACAACAGACUCGUGUGCCGGGCAGAGGUUGCAACGUUGGACGGCGUUUCGGAGCGGACGCUCGUGCACGAGUUCUACACACUGUUCGAUCUCCUGCGAGACGCUACCGUGAAAAGUGGGACAUUGGCCCUGGCAUGUGCCAUAUUGCACAACGAAUCCAAAUGCAUUCAGAUUGGCUUGCAAGAUUUGACCCGCCACUACGGUGUGCUUCUUGAGAAAGCAUCCAUCUUGCUGAAUGCAUCUUACGCCUCAAGCACGACCUCUGUGGUGGAAGAUGUCGGAGAUCUCAUCAAGUCGUUUCGGCAGGUCGGAAAGAGACUGAAAAUGCAAGAUCCAGCGUCCUUUGAACUUUUGGUCCUUGCAAGUUGCAGCCUGGCUGAGAGGCUGUUGAGCGAAAACGACUUUGUGAACAGCUUUCAACUGCUGUCCUACAUCUCUGCUCUGGGUCUUCCAGAAGUGACAAAAGAUGAACAGGAACGAGACUGGCUGCGGGUAACACAGUACAGGGACCAUGCCUCACUCCGGUCCCUGUGCAGUGUGCUCCGCGCGGUGUGCGGUUACAUCUCCACCGGCGCCUCGCCCGAUGUCCGGCGAUGCCUCACCGAAGUCCGCUGCCAGGCUCUGGACCCUUUUGUGACAUAUUUCCAAGCCCUUGUCUGCUUUGAAAGCAUGGCUGACGCCGGAGCUGACAUUUGGAAAGCUCUGCAGAAGCUUCAAGCUUCGAGCAGUAACAGCGUCCGCUCAGCACUGCUGAACCUCGUUGGCUGUCACCUGGCCAAGAAGGGGAAGUGGCACUCGUCGGUGGAGCUCUUCCUCGCCUCCCUGGAGCAGGAUCCAUGCAACCUGCUCGCCCUGUGGAACAUGGCCCAGUGCUACGACUGCCUCGGGAUGCACGACGCCCAGUUCCAGGCGCUCGUCCUCCUGUUUGAGGAAGCGCUGCAGACGCGUGUGUCCGGCCGCAGCACUGUCUUGGAUGGCCCUGAUGGGAGACGCUGCUUUCUGUCGGAGGUGGCACCGGCACCGAGCCUGUCCCUAGCGUACCACUCGGCCCGCCGCCUGAUGGCCCUGGGGCGCUACGAGAAAGCGGCCGACUGUUAUGACCAUCUCCAGGAACUCUGGGAAGACUGCACCGUGGCCAAGGAAAUCCACGCGUUUGACGGCCGGCUCCCCGUUCCGGACUGUCGUGACGUGCAGCUGGAACGCGUCCACUGCCUGCUCAACUGCGGCCGUUUCGAAGACUGCGUCCAGCUCUGCGGCCAGCUGCUGGGUGCUGCGUCAGUGGAGGAGACUUCCACGGACUGUCCCUCGGCUUUUCCGGAUGACGGGGACGGCGUGGUCUUCGGCCGUCUUUCGUCGACGGAGCCCUCCUCUCCCGCGAGUCACGCCGUAAAGUUGCAGCUGCGGACGAUUGCGUUCCACUUCUACAGGGGCUCCUCUCUCGCUUCUCUCGAGAGAUAUGAAAACGCCCUGGAAGAUAUCCGCUGUGCCCUCCGGAUGACGCACGCACUGAAGCAGUGUCGGUGCGGACGGUCUCGGCCAGUCGUGAGUGGACGGGAUGAGAGCACAGGCGAAAGUGCGGAGACCCCCGCCAAGAGACCCAAACUGGACGGCGGUACGGGCAACGUCGUGGAAGGAGAAGUCGGUGUAGUGGACCCGCAUUCCACGGCGGCAUCCAACUCGGGCUCGAGCAAUGCCUGCGACGCCUGCCACCUCAAGUCCAAGUUGCUGGUGAACUUGGGCGUGAUUCGCGUCCGCCAGGACCUGCUUCGGGAUGCCUACAACCACCUGCAGGCUGCAAUCGUCACGUGGCCAGGCAACAUCGACGCCGCCUACAAUCUGAGCGUGCUCUUGAUUGCUACGGGAAAGCUCGAAGCUGCACGCAUUGUCUGGCAGCAGUUCAAGGCAGGGGCCAGACGGAACGGAGCCGAGCUGAACGGGGCUCUUGUCCACAGUUCAAGCGUGGGAGCGCCCCAAGUGCAGUACCUCGACGAAAAGCUUGCAUCCAACAGCUGAUUCAUGUGGUGCGUGCAAAAGAAAGAUUUUUAAAGUCCUUUGUACUAGAGAAGAAAUUUUCCAUGUUCAGUUUCUUGUGUUAGGUAUGUAAAUAGGCAUCACAAAAAAGUAAAUAAAGCAUGUGUACGGUACUUUUAUUAUGAUGAAUAUGUGCAGGUUGGCAACUUGGUGCGCUUUGGCAAUGCGGUAUUAUAUGCAUGAAAUCUGAGGUCCAGUUGAGCUUAGAGAUUCAUCAGAGGAGCGAGGGCAGACUGGCACUGGGGGUGCAUGGGAAUUUACACUAAAUGAAGAAGUGCAGGGGGACAUGGGCUGGGCAUCUUUCGAGGCGACCAGUGAGUUGAUAUUUGAACAAAAGCUAGACAAAAUUGAUGAUGCACGAUGGGCGAGAAAGGCAUAUAAGCACUUAUACAUGGAAAGUCAGGACAGCAAAAUGGACAAGCCGAACCCGAAAACUGAAAUUCAAAUGCCAACAGUCAAGUGCUGGGACAGAGUAUAGACUACCUCUGUGGAAAAGAAAUUAAGAGAAACCGAGAGAAAAAUCUGGGAGGAAAGAAUGCAGGGAAAAUCAGCUUCAACAGGGGACAAAAACAGGAAAUAUGGAAGGAACAUUGGCAUGAUAAUUCACGGGGGAGUUCAUUGUUAUUCGAAGCUAGAACAGGAGUAUUGAGGACUAGGACAUUUAGGACAAAGUGUGAGGAAAUGGAUACGCAGUGUGCUGUGUGCCAUGGGGAAGACAAGACAAUAGAACAUGUGGUGCUGAGGUGCAUUGGACUUGCUCCCGCCCUCCCGGAGGGGGCAAUGGAUUUAGCUGGAGCACUGGGGUUUGCGGACGAGAAUGGAUGAUACACUUUGAUAACAGAGAAGAUUUGAAGACUGGUGGAAAUUAUCUAGAGGAAAUGGAAUGACGUACAACUAACUAGGAACAGCUGGAGACAGGUGGGACAGAGGGAGAUUGGCUACUCCCUCGCCGGGGGAGGAGGCGAGGGGUUAUGUUCUUAGUUUUCUUUCUCCAUUCCCCAAAAGUUAUCUUGGUGAUAGUUAUAAAAUUGCAGGGAAGCAAAUGAACCUAGAAGGGCGAGGGGCCAAAUCACUUGUUUUUAAUUUCUAGGCUAGGUUGCUCAUGCCAGUGCCCGUUAUGAAGGGUACAGCCGUUAGCAUCCGUUGAUCCAUCCAGCUUAGCGCAAGUAUUCAGGAAAUAAAGCAAAAAAUGCUGUUUUUAGCUGAUGAUUGUUGAGGUGUUUUCACCACACCUGCUGCUUGCCCUGUUGCUAACAAAGUGGUUCAGAGACCUUUAAAGGUUAGGAAACCCCUAGAUUCGGAAAUGCUGUUUGAAGCGUCAACCUUUUUGCCCGCUGCAGCUGUGUUUUGAACUGCUGUUGCAAGACGUGCCACAGCGAGCAAGAAGGUUUACGCUUCGAACAGUGUUAGCCCAAGUGAGGGGUACGAUAAAGGAUUACGCUCUCCGUGGGAGUUUGCCAACUGAAUUGAUCGAGUAACGUUGGUCCGACCUGUCCGAGUUGGAGGACGAAGAUGUGCACGCAUACAAUGGCGCCUCGGAUGGGGCCUCCUAACUCGAAGAAUUAGAAGGGUCUUUUGCUUUUUCAGAUGAAGGACCUCUUUGUUGAGGAAUGAGGUGUGCUGCACACACGUUGCAGCUCGCUGUACAUGGCACUCGCUGUUCAUGUGCAGAAGGCCCGAAAAGUUGUGAAAAAAAUGAGGUGGCAGACCGUGCUUCCCCGCUUCGGAAGCUCAGUCUAAGAAGCCCAUCCUGGAUUGCGUAACGAGGUGGAUGUCCCCUGGGGCCAUAAUGCGAUGACUGCUGGAGCCGUGAUACUUCCGAGAUGAGUUUAUCAUGGAUGAUGAACACCGUCUUAAUCAAGAAGACUGGCAGUCAAUAAACAACGUAGUUGCGCCCCUGGGGCUGGCCGAGGAAGCAACAGUGCAGCUUCAAAGGGAGCAACUAACUUUGGGAGACUUCCACGGAGCAGGGCUCUCGUGUCGAAUUGAGAUGUCAAGAAUAGACCAUUCGCAGUAUUCCCAAGCGCCCCAGCCC
Molecule: messenger RNA, 4259 nt
Organism: Ixodes scapularis (black-legged tick)
Lineage: Eukaryota; Metazoa; Arthropoda; Arachnida; Ixodida; Ixodidae
Exons: 13
Coding region: 71-2206 (711 amino acids)
Biological process (GO): interstrand cross-link repair
Cellular component (GO): Fanconi anaemia nuclear complex
Molecular function (GO): protein binding
Source: RefSeq, a predicted model, not a curated record